Ostreococcus lucimarinus CCE9901 is the source of this 402-nucleotide messenger RNA. RefSeq lists its product with no specific name. The coding region runs from base 1 to 402 and encodes 133 amino acids. The record is from RefSeq and is a predicted model, not a curated record. The transcript has a single exon. Lineage: Eukaryota; Viridiplantae; Chlorophyta; Mamiellophyceae; Mamiellales; Bathycoccaceae.
AUGGUGUUCGGCGCGAUCUUAGCCAAUCUCAGCCAAAUAGGAAAAGUUCACGACACCGGUGGCGUAGAAUUCUGGCGCGAACCCGCGCGCGCGGGGUGGUUGAUGAAACGCGGCGACGUCGUUCGCACCUGGCGCCGACGAUGGUUCGUCCUCAAGGACGGCAAACUGUUCUGGUUUCUCGACUCCAACGUCACCUCGAGCAGCAAGACCCGAGGCGUGAUCGACAUGAAAUACUGUUUAUCAUCGACGUCCGCGUUCGAGAAAACCGGCGACGAGGCUUCGUUCGAAAUCACCUGCAUGGGCGAGUCCCACGUCUUCGUCGCCGCGUCCGAGCGCGAAAAAGACGAGUGGCUCUCCUCCGUCGGCGCGUGCAUCGCGCGCGCGUCCCGCGCCGCGUCCUGA